This is a messenger RNA of Schizophyllum commune H4-8, 1648 nucleotides long. RefSeq lists its product as uncharacterized. NCBI's taxonomy places the organism in Eukaryota, Fungi, Basidiomycota, Agaricomycetes, Agaricales, Schizophyllaceae. The record is from RefSeq and is a predicted model, not a curated record. The transcript has 4 exons. The coding region runs from base 9 to 1331 and encodes 440 amino acids.
GGUCCACGAUGACCAAGUUGCUCCAGGAUUCUCGCGCCUCCCUAAAACGACUCGCGGCCCGCGCAAGCCGCGAGUUUCAGCAAAUCAAGUUUUGCCCGUCUUCUAGGGACUUACAGCGGCUGAUUCAGUCGAAGAUUGCACGGAUACGUAUCAACAAGUCUCGUGCGAGUCCCAUCGACCGCCUCCCGCCGGAAAUCCUCACUGAAGUCUUCAUUUUUGCGGUCGAGUCUCUUCCUGACGGUGAGAGAAUGCGAAUGGCUAUGACCAUUGCGCGCGUAGACACGUUCUGGCGACUCGUCGCACGCUCCAUCCCACAUCUGUGGACCUCUCUCUUCGUCGAGUCAGCUCACGACAUGAACCGAUACCGCAGCCACUACAUCAAUCUAGCUGGCGACCUCUCACUGCGUGUGCAUUGCGCCACUUCCGCCACGACUCUGCUGUUUCUGCGCGACUUUCCGUCGGAUACCCUUCAUAGAUUCACUUCCAUGCAGCUGGCGAGUCCUGUGGACAUCCGCCGCCCUUGGCCAUAUACGCAACGCCUGAUACACCUAGAGGAACUUACCAUCAACAUCGAUUACCCCAAGCCCCCGCUAAUCUUCGACGAGGGGCGAGAUAUCAUGUCCUUCCUUGCUGCGCCCCAAUUGAGGUCCUUGACCAUCAACAUAAGGGAACUUGGCUUCAACCGGGACUUGUGUUUCAGACACCUUUUCAUAACGCUCACCUCACUGACCAUCGUAACGGACGGUGAUGAGGGGCUGCUCUCCAUGUUCACUGUGCAGAAGCUCUUGCCGCAAUGCAGCCGGUCGCUGGAGAAGAUUGACAUCGACGUCGGGUUCGUGUUUGAUGGGGAUUACCAAGGACAGAUGGACAUCAUGCCCCACUUGGCGUUCAUCCGGAUGGGUCGCAGCGGCUGCGAGCUUCUCCGAUGCAUCGAGGCGCCCAACGUGACGGCCAUGUCCUUCUCAUCUCCCCAUCCCAGCUUCGCGCGCGACCUCCUAUCCUUCUCGUCGAAGGCCCUUCUUCUUUCGCAUCUCCGGCGACUGGAGAUCAAGCAUUGGCGGGGUAACAGCGAGGACGGAGAGCUACUCGCGCAAAGCAUGGGGGCGAUGGGAAAUCUCCACCAGUUGUGUAUCGCGGGUUCCUUCGUACCGCUGGAGCUCGUGCGAGCCUUGACUCUCCUUGAGGAUGCGCCGCCGUUGCUCCCCGAGCUGCGUACCUUAGAGGUUGUGGAUCUGACAAACGAGCACGAGCUACGUGAUGCGCUCCGAGAGUUGUAUGCGUCUCGGAGGGGCAUCGACAUGGUUUUGGGAACGAUGGGCGCGGCACUGUAGGGGAAUUGGCGUCCGGGACCUAACUCAAUAGGGAGAUCUUCAGAAGAGACUUGUGCGCAACCAGUAAGCGCGGGAUGUUAUUCCUCGACGACGAAGAUCAUCUUGGUUCCGCUUGCACCUCGAUUGUGCUCCCGAUGCUGCGAUGGAGAUGACGGACUUACUGGCAACGUGUGCUUGAGAAAAUCGUGACACCUCGGACGUGGCUUAUAGUUGAAUAAAGACCGUCAUAUUGGCGGUAUGGAGUACAUGAUAAAGCGCUACAAAGAGCCUAGUAUGUAUUCGCAAUGUCGAAUACCUGAUCGCACGAGAACCACAGC